UACACGUGCUAAUGACAUAACUGUGUUCAGCAGCUGAAAUGGAGGACGCGCGCUUGCACAUGCAAGCUUUUUUUUUAUUUUUAUUAAACCAUUUUGAAUGCAUGUAUUAAUCGAUUUGUAUAUACUCUAAACUGAAUUACUGUCAAGUUUUACUGGAAAUAAGCAAAACGUGAAUCAGAAUCAGAAAACACAAGGAAUUUGGUUCCAGCUGUUCCAGCUGUUUAAUCAACACAGGCCAAGCUGUCUCAGUGUUACGAGCUUAAAUUUAGUAAAAUUGAGACAUUUUUUGGAUAUUAUAGAAGAUUUAACACUUUCUGAGCAAACAGACUCAAUAAUGCAACAUCACCAGGCACAGAAUGAUUUUCGGCGUAAGUGGGAAAAGGAUGAGUAUGAACAUUUGGCUCAAAAGCGAAUCACAGAGGAAAGAGAGAAAAAAGAUGGCAAACUCGUACCCCCAGUCAAACUAGCACCCCUUCAGUCCAGAGACUACAAGGUGGAUUUGGCGUCUAAGGUUGGAAGAACCAGCUUCAUCACAAAGACCACACCACAGGCUGAGUUGGGAGGGCACUACUGCAAUGUUUGUCAUUGUGCUGUGAAAGCCCCAUACAGCUUUCUGGAGCACAUUAAAGGCAAGAGGCACCAGAGGAACCUGGGAAUGAGAUGGGGAGUGGAUCUCUCCUCGUGGGAUGAGGUUAAAAAACGUUUCGAGUUUUUCAAAAAGACACUGGAAGAAAAAAAAAAGGACGACUUUGAAGAGCGAAUGAAGAAAUUGCGAGAAGAGGCACAAAAUGAUUUUCGGCACAAGUGGCAAAAGGAUGAGUAUGAACAUUUGGCUCAAAAGCGAAUCACAGAGGAAAGAGAGAAAAAAGAUGGCAAACUCGUACCCCCGGUCAAACUAGCGCCCCUCCAGCCCAGAGACUACAAGGUGGAUUUGGAGUCUAAGGUUGGAAGGACCAGCUUCAUCACAAAGACCACACCACAGGCUGAGAUGGGAGGGCACUACUGCAAUGUUUGCCAUUGUGCUGUGGAAGCCUCCAUCAGCUUUCUGGAGCAUAUUAAAGAUAAGAGGCACCAGAGGAACCUGGGAAUGAGAAUGGGAGUGGAACUCUCCUCGUGGGACCAGGUUAAAAAACGUUUCGAGUUUUUCAAAAAGAAACUGGAAGAAAAAAAAGACGACUUUGAAGAGUGAAUUAAGAAAUUGCGAGAAGAGGUGGGUUAUGGGAUCAAGCUUAUUCUGACAUCAGGAGGGUUGUUGGUUUGGUUUGAGAAGGAAACGUUCUGAGCUAUGAGAAAAUCACAUCAUAGUAAGUUUGUAAUUGUAAUGCUAUGUAUAGAUAUAGCCGUGACAAAGAAGCAGAGAGAUCUGGCGACAUGAGCGAAAGCCCCUAGGUUGCAAGAUAUGGAUGUGAACAUGACAACUACCAAAGGAAGUUACGACAGUAGCGUGCACAUAAACAACACACACUGCUUCUUCUUCAUCUCAUAUGAUAUAAUGCAUAUAUACACUGCUGAAUUUUAUACACAAACACCAAAUUUCCCUCCAUGAUGUUUCAGUUUAGCUGCAAGAAAUCUCCUGCUAGUUGUGCCACAUGCUGCUAAGCAAUACGAUAAAAGCAGGAAGUACUGUAGGAACACCUGCUGGUUACUUCAUAGUACAGCGACUGGCUGUUCUAUGAUGCUUAUGCGUUUUUUGAUUCAUUAUGUAAUUAAAGAAUCUACAAAACCUGAA
Molecule: messenger RNA, 1729 nt
Organism: Tachysurus fulvidraco (yellow catfish)
Lineage: Eukaryota; Metazoa; Chordata; Actinopteri; Siluriformes; Bagridae
Product: zinc finger matrin-type protein 2-like
Biological process (GO): mRNA splicing, via spliceosome
Cellular component (GO): spliceosomal complex; U4/U6 x U5 tri-snRNP complex
Molecular function (GO): nucleic acid binding; zinc ion binding
Source: RefSeq, a predicted model, not a curated record